This is a messenger RNA of Syngnathoides biaculeatus (alligator pipefish), 2808 nucleotides long. RefSeq names its product choline transporter-like protein 5. Gene Ontology annotation, cellular component: membrane. Gene Ontology annotation, biological process: transmembrane transport. NCBI's taxonomy places the organism in Eukaryota, Metazoa, Chordata, Actinopteri, Syngnathiformes, Syngnathidae. Bases 93 to 2291 code for a protein of 732 amino acids. Gene Ontology annotation, molecular function: transmembrane transporter activity. The transcript has 21 exons. The record is from RefSeq and is a predicted model, not a curated record.
UGGACCCCCCCCCACCCCCCAUCGCCCGCUCGUCAUAUGCGGUCCCCGGGUCCAAGGCGACGGAGCUGCAGCGGUCCCUUUUGAGGAGUGCCAUGGCUCGGAAGACCGACAUUACCUCGGUGUAUUACGGUGAGGCGCGCAAGUAUGACCCAAAGUUCAGAGGACCAAUUCAUGACAGGGGCCGCACAGAUGUGAUCUGUUGUGUCAUUUUUAUCAUUGUCAUCGUCGGCUACACCAUACUUGGCACUGUGGCUUGGUUCAACGGCGACCCCCGGAAGGUGGCCUACCCAACCGACAGCUACGGGAAGUUUUGCGGCCAGAACGAAUACGUAAACAAAACCAAAUUGUUCUACGUCAACAUUUUGAGAUGUACUAACCCCGCGGCGCUGAUUAACCUCCAGUGCCCUACAACCCAGCUCUGCGUCUCCAAGUGCCCUGACAGAUAUGCAACACUUCACGAUAGCGGGAUGAGCGAGGAUACCCAGGAGUAUUAUAAGCAAUUCUGCAAACCAGGCACUGACAUUAAGAAAACGAAAAGACUCCAACUCAUACGAGAUGAAGACUGCCCAGCUAUAAUCAUGCCAAGCAAACCUUUUCUUCAGCGGUGCUUCCCCGAUUUCAAGACAUCCAAUGACAACAAAAUCUUGUUCAAGGACAGCAAACACAAUGUUAGCGCCAAUGACCUGAAAGUCGCUGCCGGCAACAUGUCCGUUCUGCUGCAGGCUAAAGAUCUUAGUGCCAAGGUCUUUGAGGAUUUUGCAAAUUCUUGGGAUUGGAUCCUGAUCGGGAUGGUCAUCACCAUGGUGGUCAGCUUGAUUUUCAUCCUGUUGCUGCGCUUCAUUGCCGGCGUGCUGCUGUGGCUCAUCAUCGCCGGCGUUGUUGCUGCUGUCGGCUACGGUAUCGGCCACUGCUACUGGGAGUACAAGAGGCUUUCGGGGACGCUGGGCGCCGACAUCCCCAUCUCAGACGUCGGCUUCCAGACAGACUUCAGCAUCUACCUGCAGCUCAGCCAGACGUGGCUCAUUUUCUUGAUUGUGCUGUCUGUGAUCGAGGGCAUCAUUAUAAUGAUCCUGAUUUUCCUGAGGAAGAGGCUGCUGAUCGCCAUUGCAUUGCUGAAGGAAGCGAGCAAGGCCAUCAGCUACAUCAUGACUGCUCUUAUUUACCCAAUCUUCACCUUUUUGCUAUUGUGCAUCUGCUUCGCUUACGGAGCCGUUGUAGCGAUCUGUUUAGCGACGUCUGGCGCCGCCAUCUACGUGAUUACACCUUUAAACGAAAAAUGCCCGUCGGUCAACGUCAUGUGCGAUCCGAAGACGUUCGGUCCGGACAGCGUCGCUGACUCGGAUUGCGCCGGCUCCCAGUGCUUGUUUUCCCACUACGGCGGCGACAGCUUUUACUACCGCUACAUUUUGGUCCUCCAACUGUACAAUUUGUUCGCGUUCCUGUGGCUGGUCAACUUCGUCAUUGCGCUGGGCCAGUGCACCCUGGCCGGAGCCUUCGCCUCCUACUAUUGGGCCCUGAGGAAGCCCAAGGACAUCCCCCCGUGCCCGCUUUUUGCAUCCUUCAAUCGAGCCAUACAUUACCACACGGGCUCGCUGGCGUUCGGCGCUCUCGUCCUUUCUGUCGUGCAAAUGAUCCGCAUACUUCUUGAGUAUUUGGAUCAAAAACUGAAGCAGUCCCAGACCGCGUUUGCUCGCUUCAUGAUGUCCUGCCUCAAAUAUUGCUUCUGGUGCCUGGAACGGUUCAUCAAGUUCCUCAACAGAAACGCGUACAUCAUGAUAGCAAUAUAUGGAAAGAGCUUCUGCACCUCCUCCAAGGAUGCUUUCUUCCUCUUAUUGAGGAACGUUGUUCGCGUCGCCGUCCUGGACAAGGUGACGGACUUUCUUCUGUUCUUGGGCAAACUCCUCAUCGCGGGAAGCGUCGGUGAGUCGUCGCGAUCGAAUUUGCCGUCGACUCGUGUUUUGCCGAUCGACUCAAACGCGUCCUUCUCCUCUCGGAUUUCACGGGCGUCAGGCGUGCUGGCGUUUUUCUUCUUCACCCGCAAAAUCCCGCUGGUCGAAGGGGAGGCGCCCUCCCUCAACUUCUACUGGAUCCCUCUUGUGUCGGUGAUUUUGGGGUCCUACCUGGUGGCACAUGGCUUUUUUAGCGUCUACUCCAUGUGCGUGGACACGUUAUUCCUGUGCUUUUGCGAAGACCUGGAGAGGAACGACGGUUCCCAGUCCAGACCCUACUACAUGUCUCCCGAACUGUGCAAGAUCCUGCACAUAGAGGACAACGAAAACGCUUCCCAGUGAGCGAAACGUUCCGACGAACUCUCGGCUGACGCGAACUUUCCUUCAUAUCCGCCCAACUGGGACGACGAGAACUUUUUUUUCCUAACGCUUCUUCAAGCAAGUUCAACUCCUUUCUCACUUUCAAAUGUUCUUCCUUUUUUCUCUUUCCUGCAUUUUUCUGCCUUACUGAGUCCAAUCACUUGCCACAAUGAUGAUUAUAAAGACAAAAAAAAAAAAAUAAAAAUAAAAAUGAGGACCUACACGGACGGGGCUCCCUGCAGGAAACGGCAAUCACCAUAUUAAAAGUAAAAAGUGAUGCGUCACUUUGUUCUUCUGGUGUAAUAUCACGUUUUGUAUGCACUUUCACAUCUGCAACAUUACAGUGCGAGUUACAUAGAAAGUCAACGGAGGCCCGUUAAAAUAGCUGGCGGGGGAUUGUCUAGGGUGCUCAUGCGACCUGAAACAUGUGCAAUCCAACUGAAAAACAACCACACCACGAUUUGAAUUUGAAAAAUAAUGUGAAACAGGAUUUGAAUUA